This is a messenger RNA of Protopterus annectens (West African lungfish), 6642 nucleotides long. It is a transcript of the gene DAPK1, whose product is annotated as death associated protein kinase 1. Gene Ontology annotation, biological process: positive regulation of canonical NF-kappaB signal transduction; MyD88-dependent toll-like receptor signaling pathway; protein phosphorylation. The transcript has 23 exons. Gene Ontology annotation, molecular function: protein kinase activity; ATP binding; TIR domain binding. The coding region runs from base 146 to 4009 and encodes 1287 amino acids. The record is from RefSeq and is a predicted model, not a curated record. Lineage: Eukaryota; Metazoa; Chordata; Ceratodontiformes; Protopteridae.
AGGUGGUGAGCUCUUUGAUUUUCUGGCUGAAAAGGAGUCUCUGUCAGAAGAGGAGGCCACUGAGUUUCUUAAACAAAUUCUGAAUGGUGUCCAUUACCUCCACUCCAAGCAAAUUGCCCACUUUGAUCUGAAGCCCGAAAACAUAAUGCUGCUGGAUAGAAAUGUCCAAAAUCCACGGAUCAAACUCAUUGACUUUGGACUGGCUCAUCAGAUUGAUUUUGGGAAUGAGUUUAAAAACAUCUUUGGAACACCAGAAUUUGUAGCUCCAGAAAUAGUAAAUUAUGAACCCCUGGGUCUAGCAGCAGAUAUGUGGAGCAUCGGUGUUAUAACAUACAUUCUGUUAAGUGGUGCAUCACCAUUUCUUGGGGAGUCUAAACAGGAAACAUUAGCAAACAUAUCAGCUGUGAAUUACGAUUUUGAAGAUGAUUUCUUCAGCAGCACCAGUGAACUAGCCAAAGACUUCAUUAGAAGGCUUCUUGUCAAGGACCCAAAGAGACGGAUGACAAUUAAUGACAGUCUUCAACACCCUUGGAUAAAGCCAAAAGAUAACUUACAAGCACUGAGUAGAAAAGCAUCUGCAGUAAACAUGGAAAAAUUCAAAAAGUUUGCAGCCCGCAGGAAAUGGAAACAAUCUGUGCGUUUAAUAUCUCUGUGCCAAAGGCUUUCCAGAUCUUUCCUUUCUCGAAGCAAUAUGAGUGUUGCGCGGAGCGAUGAUACUCUGGAUGAAGAAGAUUCAUUUGUCAUGAAAGCAAUUAUUCAUGCUAUCAAUGAUGACAAUGUUCCAGGCCUACAGCAUCUUCUAGGAUCUCUGACCAACUAUGAUGUCAACCAGCCCAACAAGCAAGGAACCCCUCCUUUGUUGAUAGCUGCUGGGUGCGGAAACAAUCAAAUGCUAGAGCUGUUGUUGAGUAAGGGAGCACAGAUUGAUGUGCAGGACAAGUCUGGCUCAAAUGCUGUUUACUGGGCUUCACGACAUGGACAUGUAGAAACACUGAAGUUCCUUAAUACAAAGAAAUGCCCUUUAAAUGUUAAAGACAAGUCUGGGGAAACAGCACUUCAUGUAGCAGCAAGAUACGGAAAUGUUGAUGUGAUACAGUACCUCUGUUAUAUUGGUGCUGAUGCAAACGUACAGGAUAGGGAAGAAGAAACCCCUCUUCACUGUGCUGCCUGGCAUGGUUACUUCCCUGUUGCAAAAGCACUUUGUGAAGCUAAUUGUAAUGUGAAUAUCAGGAAUAAAGAAGGAGAGUCUCCACUUCUGACUGCUUCAGCUAGAGGUUACCAAGACAUUGUGGAGUGCCUAGUAGAACACGGUGCUGAUCUUGAUGCGACAGACAAGGAUGGCCAUAUUGCCUUGCAUCUUGCUGUAAGAAGGUGUCAGAUGGAAGUAGUCAAAUACCUCCUGAGUCAAGGAUGCUUUGUAGACUUCCAGGAUCGUCAUGGAAACACCUCACUGCAUAUUGCUUGCAAAGAUGGAGUCAUGGGUAUUGUGAUGGCCCUCUGUGAUGCAAACUGCAACUUAGAUGCAGCCAAUAAGUAUGGACGGACACCUUUACAUGUGGCAGCAAAUAAUGGACUUACUGACGUUGUACGUUAUCUGUGCCUUGCUGGUGCUAAUGUGGAAUCUUUGACUGCUGAUGGGAAGACUGCAGAAGAUCUUGCAAGGGCUGAACAACAUGAGCAUGUGGCCAGCUUACUGUCAAGGCUCAGAAAAGAUGCUCAUAGAGGCAUUUUCAUUCAGCAACUGCGGCCAGCCCAAAAUGCACAACCUAGAAUAAAGCUUAAACUGUUUGGGCACUGUGGAUCAGGAAAAUCAGCACUUGUUGAGUCUCUCAAAUGUGGUCUUUUGAGAAGUUUCUUCCGAAGACGCCGACCUCGGCUUUCCUCUACCAACUCAUCCUGGUUUCCAUCUUCACCUAUAAACUCUAAGCCAACAACAUCAGUCAGCAUUUCAAACCUGUAUGCCGGCUGUGAGAAUGUCAGUGUUCGAAGUCGUAGUAUGGUAUUUGAACCUGGCCUAACCAAAGGUGUAUUGGAAGUGUUUGUUACCCCUUCACAUGCAUCUCAUUCUAACCCUGAUGAUCAGUCAACCAAAGCAAUCGAUAUUCAGCAUGCUAACCUGAACAGCAUUGGCGAUUUCAGUGUGUGGGAGUUCUCUGGAAAUCCUGUCUACUACUGCUGCUAUGAUUACUUUGCUGCCAAUGACCCCACAGCAAUUCAUGCUGUCCUCUUCAGUUUAGAAGAACCAUAUGAAACUCAGUUAAAUCAAGUAACUUUCUGGCUCAAUUUCCUAAAAUCCCUUAUCCCAGUUGAGGAACCCAUAGCAUUUGGAGGAAAGCUGAAGAAUCCACUGCAGGUUGUGCUCAUAGCAACUCAUGCAGACAUUGUCAACUUACCUCGUUCAUUUGGAGGAGAAUUUGGCUACGACAAGGAUAUGUCACUGUUAAAGGAGAUCAGAAGCAGGUUUGGAAAUGACUUGCACAUUUCUGAUAAGCUGUUUGUCAUAGAUGCCGGAGCAUCUGGAUCCAAAGAUAUGAAAAUGCUUCGAAACCAUCUCCAAGAAUUAAGGAACCAGAUCAUCUCAAGUUGCCCACCAAUGGUACCUCUGUGUGAGAAAAUCAUUUCUACUUUACCAUCCUGGAGAAAAAUAAAUGGGCCCAAUCAGCUAAUGUCACUGCAGCAGUUUGUUUUUGAUGUUCAAGAGCAAAUCAAUCCAUUAGCUAGUGAGGAGGAUCUAAGAGAAAUUGCACACCAGCUGCAUAGCAUGGGAGAGAUAAAUAUACUGCAGAGUGAGACUGUGCAAGAUGUUUUACUGUUGGAACCCAGGUGGCUGUGCUCAAGUGUUCUUGGAAAGCUAUUGUCCAUAGAAAAUCCUAAAGCAUUACACCACUACAGAGGUCGCUACACAAUUGAAGAUGUACAGCGGCUUGUAUCAGACAGUGAUGUAGAAGAACUGGUACAGGUUUUGGAUGCAAUGGACAUCUGUGCCAGAGAUCUGAUUGCAGGGACAAUGGUAGACAUUCCUGCAUUAAUCAAAGCAGACAAUCUUCAUAGAUCUUGGACAGAUGAAGAGGAAGAAAUGUUGAUUUAUGGAGGUGUUAGAAUUGUUCCUGUGGAACACCUUACCCCAUUUCCUUGCGGGAUUUUUCAUAAAGUCCAAGUUAACCUGUGUAGAUGGAUUCAUCAGCAAACUCCAGAGGGAGAAUCAGAUUUGAGGUUAUGGAUGAAUGGUGGAAAAGUCACCAGCAUGGGUUCAGAGGCUUUAGUGUUGCUGGUCAACAAUGGUCAGGGAAUUGAAGUCCAAGUAAGAGGACUGGAAACUGAAAAGAUUAAGUGUUGUGUGCUGAUUGAUUCAAUAUGCAGUGUCAUUGAUAACUUAAUGGCAGCUGUCUUGCCUGGUCUUCUGACUGUGAAACAUUACCUAAGUCCUCAGCAGCUCCGAGAACACCAUGAGCCGGUAAUGAUCUACCAUCCUAGGGACUUCUUCAGGGCACAAGCACAAAAGGAAGCUGCUCUGACCAACACAAUGGCAGGGUACAAGGAGAGCUUCAGCAGCAUUCUCUGUUUUGGUUCUCUAGAUGUGUAUUCACAAGGAAGCCUAGGCAUGGAUAUUCAUGCAUCAGAACUGUGUCUGCUUGCAAGAAGGAAACUUAGUCGCCUUCUUGACCCUCAAGAACCAAUGGGGAAAGAUUGGUGCCUUUUGGCUAUGAAUUUGGGUCUCACUGAUUUUGUUGCAAAGCACAACACCAACAAUGGAACUCAUAAUGACACCAAACAAUUCCCAAGUCCAACUAAUGCUCUGUUAUUGGAAUGGAUCAAGUCCCCAGAAAGUAAUGUUGGAGUUUUAAUAGUCCGUUUGAGGGAACUAGGUCGCAGGGAUGCGGCAGACUUUCUUUUGAAAGCAUCUCCUGUUUUUAAAGUCAACUUAGAUGUCAUUAGUCAGGAUAGGCAUGUGACAGACUGCAAUGGAGGAACAUCUUUUAAUUCAAUCAGUUCAGUUGUGUCAAGGUGAGCAAUCUGGAAAAUGUAUGCAAGGCACAACCAGUAAGAAACCGCUUUGAUUGCAGAAUUUCACCGAAGACAGACUAUGUUAGGUUUAUAUGCAUUUAUUUUUUUAUAUUUCUACAUGGCAAAGCUGUUCGUUUUUAACAUUUUAAAUUAUGUCUUAAAUGUGAAUAUAAGCAGUAUGUUUCAAUGAUGAGUGGCUGUAAAGUUAUUGAAGUACUGGCUGCAGCCCAUCUCAGCAGUCACAUUCCACUUUUUAUGUGUGGUUUUCUUUUCUAAUGUGGUUAUUAAGAUGCAUGUGCACAUAUUAUAGAACAUAACAUUUUUUUGUGAAACAAAAUGGGGUAUCUAGCCUACUCCAUUCAUCUUCUGAAUAUUUUUAUUCAGUUUAAAAGUGUUACAUAAGCCAAUUGAAAUAAACUACAUAUUUAGCAUAUAAUGCUGCACUACCAGUGAAAAAUGGUUGUGAGUGCCUUUGCAGAAGAGGUGGUGUUGAAUUCAGCUUACAUGUUUAAAAUUAUGGUUAACAUAUUCCUCUACCUCUGGAGCAAUGGAGCUGAGUUAAUGAGUGUUGUAAUUUCUUGAACUGCAUCAUAUAGUGCAAAUUUAAACCGUGUUUGCUUUAUAUUUGUACAAAAUUAUGUAAUUGUCCAACAAAAUGAAAUUUCCACUAGUGUUUAUUACCAGAAAGUGCAUUCUGGCAAUAUUUUUGUACACAAAAUUAGAUUUGCUAAUGAAAAUGUUUCUUUUUUAAGUAUAGUGGUGACAUGUUUUCUUUAUAACCUGGCACAUCAUUAGUUGUAUUUCAGUUCAGCAAUUGCAAGAAGACUCCAGUCAUUACCUCAGUGGAUCUGAAACCUCUUCUGUCAAGCUGCAUGAUUAACACCAUCAUAAAGAAGAGAUCGGUAAUGCUGAAUUUUGGAUUUUCAUAGAGCAAAGGUGGCUGGCCAUCUUUAGUCAAAUAAGGAUCUGUGCAUCUUAUGUACAUACUGAACAUCUUAGAGUUUUUUGUUUGGUUUCUUAUUCAGUCAGUUAACAACUUUAGACACACCUUUGAGAACCCCUUUGUGUUAUCCUACUAAAUCACAUCAUGAAUAGUAAAUAAUAAAAUGGCCUGUGAAGUCAAAAAUGUAACCGAAUCUCUUUGAUUAUUUCUAGAUUUGAAAGGUUUCCUGCCUACUAAAGGGAAGUAUUGGAUUACUUUGCUCUUUAAAGUUGGAAUUGACCAAUUCUCAGACAGAUUUGCCAAUAAAUGACUGUUAAAUAUUUAUUUUUCAGCAGUCAGUGCAAGUUUUCUGAUUGAUCUAAGCCCAUUCUAAGAAAAAAAGAAAAGAAAAAGUAACUAAAAAACGGUGGCACAAGCAUAUGUUGUAUGUAUUAUCACUUCUGAAUUUUGACCUCUUUAUUAAACCCAUAAAAAACAAAUCCAGACCAUUCUGUAUUUGAUCGCUUCAUGUUAUUAGCCACUUGAAGGAUAGCAUUUACAUUGAAAUGAUGAGUAGAAGGAAUCGUAGGUCAAUCAGAUGAAAGCUACUUUAAAAAGAAUGUAAUGUACUGCACUUUAUUAUAAGCAUGAAACUUGUGAAUUUGCUGACUAGGAUCUGCCUUAUACUCCUUGAACAUUCCUUAGUACAGGCUUCCAUUCCCCUUCAGUUUUUAUGAGUGUACCGAAAUGUGCAAAAUUAAAUGCUGCAGAGCCAUAAGAGGUAAGCUUUUCAAAACAUGCAGUUGCCCCAUAGUCUCAGGUGAGCUGCAAUUGUGGCACACCCUGGCUUAUGGCACUGUGAACAGGAACAUCAUUCCCUCACAGCACUUGAAGCAGCUUAGAGCACCAUUUUAUUGUCUAGCUUGCUGCAGUCCUGGAGCCUGCAUUUAUGGAACUGGCACUGCAGAUAUUGUCUCACAUUUUCAUAGGUCCAGUAAAAGUAUUGCAGCUAAGUCAGCUCCAGCUACUGAUGAUCAGGGACAUUUUGAGCAGAUACCCAGUAAUCCAGCAGAGAUUUCAGUAAGUGUUUUAGCUCAGUGUUUGCCGGAUGCCACCAUUCAAAAUGCCAGCCCAUGGCUGCUUUAUUUUGUAUAAAACAUUCAUUUUUCUCUCGCUGCUUGUUUGAUAUUCUAGGUGGUACUUUGUCAUUAUGGAGAUGUCUUUUCCUCUAGUCUUAUUUUGCAAAACAUUUUAAAUUUGCUACCAAACUAUUUAAUAAUUUUUGAGCUUUUUAAAAUAAUUUUCAAAAAAAAUAAAAUGUAUUAAAAUUGAGAACCACAUUGCCUCACUAUUUUAAAGUCAUAUACAAUAUGCUUGCAUUUGUAAAACAGUAUAAAUGUUUUCUUUUAAUUCACUUGCAGAAUUUGAUAAACAAAAUGGUAUAAAUGAUUGCCAUCCUUGCUUUUUUUCCUGCUACGUAGCUUCCUUUAUCAAGUGGUCAGAUUUUAUCACUCUCUUGCUGUUUCAGAAGUUAAAAAGGGAGCAAGGUUACUUGCAUUAAUUAAAAUUGUAUGCUAAAAGUUUUAUGAUGGGGAAUAUCCCUUUUGUAUUUAUAUUUCUUGUUCUAUGAGCAUGUUAUUUGAAUGGUUCAUAUAUAAAUACUGGUAAAAACUUUCUCAAAUUUUAUGUGUAGUAAAGUCAACUUUUUAAAUAAA